AUGACGUCAAGCAACUGGAGUGUUGGAAAGACAGCUGAACCCAUAAAAGAAAACCUUAUGCAGUUGGCAAGCAAGGAUUAUCGCCAGUUUUGCCUAAUGGCUUGCAAGGUUAAGUUUCCCCAUUUGAAGAGACAAACUGGUAAGUUUAGAUUUUCUGAUGUCCAUUCCUAUAACUACCAUGAGAUCAAAGACCGAUACAAUUUAACCGACGAGGUCAAUGCGUCCUUAAUAGACGGAUCGCCUGAGUUUAUUGCUAUGGAGUACCCAACUGACCACUCUUUAGUAAGCACGGCUGAGCUGGUGUUAAAAUCCAAAACUUCGGUUAUUAUCUCAUUGAUUGGUAUUCGGUACCAUUGGGAGAGUGAUUUCAUGAGAGAACAUCACGUGCUAGAUCAGAAAAUGGGUUUGUUGGAGUUCUUAGCCUGGGCUCAGGAGCAAGGUUUUGAUACUAGCCAGCUGUCCUAUUCUGACCUUCAUACGGUCUUUACUGAAGAAGAUGGCAACUUUGUUAUUGAGAAGUAUCACGAAAAAGACACGCCUAGUCAACUUGUAUUUAGAAUUAACUGUAACACAUGGAAAGACAAAACACCUCCAACUGAAAACACUCUUAAGGUUCUGGACGCCGUGCAUACCAUGGGCCGGACUCUCACUAACACCGCCAGCCCAACUAUUGUUCAUUGCAUGGCGGGCAUAGGCCGAACAGGCAGCUUUAUCUUCUACGCUAUCUUUCGCCAGGCCCUUUUAAACCAUCAAAUUGCUGAUGAAUCUCGAAUGUCGGCUUUUAUCGAUCUCUUUCUCUAUUUAAGAUCCAAGCGCACCUGGAUGAUUGAGGCGCCUAGCCAAUUAGAACUAUUAUACAGAAUGUUUAUUGUUGAUCAUAGCUAG
This is a messenger RNA of Nematocida homosporus, 885 nucleotides long. RefSeq lists its product as uncharacterized. The transcript has a single exon. The coding region runs from base 1 to 885 and encodes 294 amino acids. Gene Ontology annotation, molecular function: protein tyrosine phosphatase activity. The record is from RefSeq and is a predicted model, not a curated record. Gene Ontology annotation, biological process: protein dephosphorylation. NCBI's taxonomy places the organism in Eukaryota, Fungi, Microsporidia.